CUUCUGUUGCAUCCUUUAUAUACAAGCUCUCUUUAGUUCCCAAUAGCUCUAGUCCUGAUCACCUCCACCUCCUCACAAGAAUAACCAGGACCACCACAAAAAACACCACCUUCGUCGACCACCACCACAAGAUUUGGCAUCAAAUGCAAUAAAUGAUGCUUGAGGGCGAGGAGAAACGGUUCAGACAGGCAAGUGUUGCUACUCUUUGGAAUGAAAGUCUCAUUUUGUAGCAUAAUUUGAGAUGUCCAACAUACCAACUUCUCUUUCUGAAGAAUGCCUUACCCUCUUCCGCUUAACCAUGUCUGUAGCAGACCCAUGGCCCUUUUCAAACCCCAUCACACUCUAACAUAGCACCACGUUUACAUCCUCGUAAAAAUUCGUAAAACGCUCACUUAUACCCACAAAAACUCCUCUUUUGGUUUUUCUUGUACUCUUAAUAUAUCAAAUGAUGAGAAAGAAUAGAGGUUUCAAGAUCGGCAAACGGUUUGUCCGGAUCUCAACUAGGAUCUUCAGUAGGACGCGGAUCCACCCACCGGGUUGCAACUCCAUAGGCCCAUCAGAAUCAACAUGCAGUUCGAAGUCAAAGUCCUUAUCGAAGAUCAUCAAUUGGGGCCGUCGUUUAACAAAAGGAGCUAAAUCAAUUUGCAGUGCAAAACCCCGGUCGGGUUAUAUACCCGUGGGUCAUGAACCGGCUUGUGAUAAACCUGUUCCAGUACCAAAAGGGCAUUUGGCUGUUUAUGUGGGUCAAAAAGAUGGUGAGUUUCAUAGAGUUUUGGUGCCUUUGAUUUAUUUUAAUCACCCUUUGUUUGGUGAAUUAUUAAGAGAAGCAGAAGAGGAAUAUGGUUUUGAUCAACAAGGUGGGAUUACCAUUCCUUGCCGGUUUGCGGAGUUUGAGAGGGUCCAAACCCGGAUUAAAUCGGGGUCAUGUGGAAGGAAGCUGACGUGGAAACGUAACCACCAUUGAGGAAGGCUUUUUUUUUCUUUAAUGACGACGACGGCGAUAGUAUUGUUUAGAUGGUGGUUAUGUUUGAAAUUUUUAUUUAGGCAGUGGCUUGCUCUUUUGUUUUUUGUUUUUUACUACUGUUUUCUCUCUCUCUCUCCCCCCUUUUUCUUUCUCUUCUUACCAAUACUUAUUGUAAUGGAUUUAUACGUUUAAAUUGGUAGAGAAUUUGUCCUUC
Molecule: messenger RNA, 1178 nt
Organism: Populus euphratica (Euphrates poplar)
Lineage: Eukaryota; Viridiplantae; Streptophyta; Magnoliopsida; Malpighiales; Salicaceae
Exons: 1
Coding region: 446-964 (172 amino acids)
Biological process (GO): response to auxin
Source: RefSeq, a predicted model, not a curated record